This is a messenger RNA of Durio zibethinus, 1952 nucleotides long. RefSeq lists its product as uncharacterized. Gene Ontology annotation, cellular component: nucleus. Gene Ontology annotation, biological process: signal transduction; negative regulation of DNA-templated transcription. Lineage: Eukaryota; Viridiplantae; Streptophyta; Magnoliopsida; Malvales; Malvaceae. The record is from RefSeq and is a predicted model, not a curated record.
AUAACAACCAAAACUAAACCAGCGAUUUCCCGCUAAAUUUAACUUGUCGGGAACUUCAAGAAAAAAGUUCAACGGCGUUUCAAAAAAAUGGUGCUAAUCCCAGUUUAUUGCUGUAACCUUACUUAACGCUUCCGCUAAAUAUGUCCGAAAACUCUCUUACGUGUCAACACCAACCGUUUAUCUCCACUUCUCCCAUCUCGCCACGUGGCUUUCUCUUCUCUCCCCUUCCUUCUUUUUCUCUUUUAUCUUCCCGGAAAAUCUGAAUGCAAAGCAGGAUACAAAAGCAGGUUACCCGUACAAAGAGAGUACAUUUUUCUUGUCUCGUCUUCUAUUUUUUCUAUUUGUAUCUUUAUUUGUAGGAUGAGGUUUUAGCAGGAAGCGGUGUUUUUAAACUCUUUGAAAUGGAAAAUAACCGUGGGAUUAUGGGGUUAACAGAGGAUGAGAUUGAGCUAGAGCUGGGAUUAUCAAUAGGAGGAAGCUUUGGAAAAGCCGAGAAACUAAAGCCAUUCAAGAAAGAAUUAAAACCCAACAAUAACUCGGUUGCAGAUCUCGGGGAAAGAGUGGUUUUUGAUCUGCAAACGAAACGUGAGAUUCAAGCUUUAAGGAGACAAGAAGCGAAGAAGAAGCGAGAAGAGAAGCAGCAAAAGAAAGGAAUAACAAAAUCAUCAUCCAGAUGUCACCAAAACGGCGAGUUCCAAAGCAAAAACAACGACGUCGAUACAACAGAAGAAAGAGAAUGCAAGAAGAACAAAGUUCAGGAAUUUUCUGGUGAUAUAAAUCCUAAUUCAAGCGCCGAGCUAAUUAAUCCGUUGAUGUGCCCAGUUAUUCCGGUGCCGGUCCCGUGCCCGUAUCCGCAGGUCCAGUUUGUGCCGCUCGCCAAUGGGUUUGCGUAUUCUUGCGUAAAUGCGGUUCCUUGUUCGGGUGGUGGUGCUGGGAAUGAGAAGGGGGUGGUGCAAACAGCGGCGGUGAAUGGCGGGUUUCGGCCAUUUCAAACGGGUCUGAAUGGUAGGAAUGGGUAUGAUUCGGGGCAGACUGAUAGCAGAGAUGAAAGGAAUAUGAAAACAGGGUCAAACGUGUCUCCCAUGUGCAGUUCCUCCGUGGUUUCGGAUCUUCAAAGUUCUUCUAAUCAAGGUGGUUGCAGCAGUGAAACUGGAACCCACCAAAGUCAUUGCCAACUGGAACAUCCUCAAAUGAAUUGUUCAGUGGCAAGCAAUCUAAAGGGUCAGUAUGAACAAAGUGCUACGUCUCACCAAAUGGACUCUGCCCAAAGUAUUGACAAAUCUAGAAAAGUUAUCGAAAAGACCUCAAUGAUGGCCACCGAAUUCACUUCAUUGAAUCCAACGAAGGAACCCAAACCCGAAAGCCAACCAAAUUUUAACAGCAAGCCAGUUUUGACUAAUGAAACUACAACCACCACUUUAACAAAAGAUACGAAGAGGGACACGGGCAAGCCUCCUAAGCCUCAAAUUCUUACUCAUGACGACAUCCUUACCCUUCGUAACGUGCCUUGCGUUUCAACAACCGGCAAUGGCCCUAAUGGUAAAACCAUUAAUGGUUUUCUGUACAGAUAUACAAAAUCAGAGGUCAGCAUCAUCUGUGUCUGCCAUGGAAGUUCAUUCACGCCGGCUGAGUUUGUGCAGCAUGCUGGGGGUAGUGAUGUGUCACAUCCUCUGAGACACAUUACCGUGAUUCCUUCCGCUUUUUAGUAAUACAACAAAUGUAGCUAUGCCUGAUUGUUUUGCCUGGUCAUCAGUGUUUUUUUUUUUUCCUUUUUGUCUGUUUUCUAGACCAUGCUGAAAAAGUUUGAGUAGCCAGGGCACAAAAUGAUAGGUUUAUCCUUGUUACUGAGCUCUUCUUCGAAACUGAAUGGAGGAGACUCAUUGCUUUCCUUUCCUUUGCAAAUGGUUUCUAACUGAAUUAACGGAAAAGAAGAUUUUAGGUCAUUUGCGUAA